GGAGAUUCUCACUAUUGAUAGCGUCAGUAUGGGGAAGUUAUAAGCAAAGUAGAUUUAAAAAGUCAGUGGCCUGAUAUGUAAAGACUCUCCUUGUCAAAUCAACUCAUUUCUGUCAGUCGCCAUUAGAGCCGUCAGACUUGAACUGCUGUCUCGAGAAGACCAGUUUGGUGUAAAAAACUGUAAAACUUGGAGCAGAAGGUCCCACAGCUCAACAUGCUGCUCCUCAUCUUUUUAGCUGUUGUUUCCUGUGCGGUUGAUGAGAGAGCCAUUUAUGAGCCAAAGGCAUUAUGUGUACCAGAAGGAUCAACUGUGAGGAUAAACUGCACAUACAAAGAUCUAAUAGAAACUACUGGUGUAACAGAACUGUGGUUUUAUGGGUCUGAUGGAUACAAGAUACGUCCUGAUGGAGAAACCACUGUGUAUCACACAGAUAAGAAGAAAAUAGCAAACAGUCACAGACAGCGAGUUGAGUUCUUAGGGAACAAACACACGACUUGUGGAAUAAAGAUCAGCAACGUGAGCAGAGAGGAGAGCGGCUACUACAAGUUUAGAUACGAGGAGGGACAGCGGCCUUAUUAUAGAUGGACACAAAUACCAGGAGUGAAGGUCACAAUCACAGGUCUAAAGAUUGAAGCAACAUCAAUGAAGGUAAAAGAAAACAAAGCAGUAACCCUGGAGUGUCAAAUGAAUUGCAGUCUCAGUGACCGCGUCUUCUGGUUCAGAAAAGGACAACAUUUAAAAGAAACAUCAAAGAAACUUGAGAUUCCGAGAGCCUCCUAUGAGGACCACGGCAGUUACUGGUGUCAGACUGGACACGUCAGGUCCCCAAGUUUUCUACUGAAUGUUUCCUAUGCCCCUAGGAAUGUUGUCAUCAGAGGACAUCCCACCACUGGUAUAGAAGAAGGGACAUCGGUGACUUUAAACUGCACAGCCUUGGCAAACCCACCAGGCCGCUACACCUGGGUCAAGGAGAACAGCAGCCAAGUAGGAUCAGGGGAUCAACUCCACAUCAGCAAGUUUAAUGCUAGUCACGAGGGGUCUUAUCACUGUGAAGCCACAAACAACUACGGGACGACAAAAUCUACAGCUGUCAACCUGACGGUAAACGAGAACAAGAACACAAGUUAUGCCUUAAUUGCCGUACUAAGCCUUAUUAUCCUAUUAGGAAUCUCUUUAGGGAUUUUCAUCUUUCUAAGGAAAAGGACCCAGAAGAAAAAACAGCAAAAAAGAGAAACCCAAGUAAGCAAAGAGAAUGUAAAAGAUAGUGUGUAUGAAGAAGUGUCUGCCCAAAAAGAUGAACCUGUGGAGCUGGAAGAAGGACAAGGAGAAAGAGAAGAGGAGACUUUCAACUACAUGACUGUGCAGUUCAAGGGUAACCCUGACAAAAAAAUACAAGUGAAAGAACAAAAAAAGAAGGCCAAAGAGAUUAAUGGAGAUGUCAUCUACAGUUCAGUAUUUACAAAGUGAGGAGGUGUGUGUGUUUGAACCAUGAGUGUGAAGACUGGCUGAACACACCUGGAUUACUGGGAGAAGUCAAUGAAUUGUCAGCUUUAGUGAAAUGGCCGUCUGUGGACAAGAGGAUGUCCAUAAUCUGAACACCUCAAUGACCUACUAACUGUAAAUGGAGAACUAACUCUGCUCUUAAUGGGCAGAGUUAAUGGCCGCUAUUCAUGUCCAUUGCUAAUAUAAUUCUUUUCAGAAAAGAUCAGAUGAACUUUGUCUUCUCAUCGCGUCACUCAUCCUCGAGGUUUGAUGCCACCUUGCACUUGAAUUCAUGCACUUAAGCUUUGUAAUGAAGUGUUUUGAGAAUAAAGACAUGGAAAUCUAAUCCGUGUCUCAGUCCGAGUCGACUGUUCAUUGAUCUUUGACUGGAUUCUUCAGGAAUAUCAGAUCUGUGCUUGGCCUUUAACCACAAGCAUCAAGACUUAAUAAACUGCCUUAAAGUGAAGAGUGGUCAAGGGUUUUCGAUCAAUAAGUGCAAUCAGGUUUUUGAAUUCUCUCUACAAAAAAUUACAAUGAGGUCUUUUCAUUUGUUCCAGGCACUGUCACCUAUUCACUCUGAGCAGAUAUCAUUUCUUCUACGCCAUGGACCACACUGCAGGCAACCGAUGUUGUGGUUAAUCUGCUAUCUGAUCAGAGCUAAGAGUUUACAUAAUGCAUUCAAAUUGUGUAAAUAAGUUCUUUACAAAUACACCACAUGGUGAACUUCUUCUUACUUUCAGUAAGAGUCAUUUUGUGCUCUAACAAUUCACCAGCCUCUGCAGCACCAUGGUCCCUGGACUGAGCAGGUGCCCUAGCAGAUGUGAUGUAGCCAGUGUGGACAGUCCUCACUGUGUACCUGCACAGGACGAUGACAACACAGGUGGGCUUUCCUCAGAUGUCUGAUGAAGUUAAGAUGUUGCUGAGUCCUGAUGACGACAGAUGAAAAGUGUUGUACCGACUUCACAUUGUCAGAGGUGAUGAUGACUCCAUCAUAGACAGGAGUGUGUUUAGCCUUCAUCAUGUUUACUGUCUCCCAUCAGCCGGUUUUCCUCACAGCUACAGUACCUCCUGCUCCUCCGCACUUAAUGGAAGAUAACUGCAGUAAGUCUAUCGUCUUGCUAUAAAUUGAAGUUCAGCUCCAUUUCUGUUCAUCGCAUAUUUAACACACAUUGCCACAGAAGAACACACUGAUCUGCUUUGAUAUUUCGUGUCUCGUCAUUCAGUCGUUUUUCAUGGUCAGGUGCUCUCACUCCACACAAAAUCUGUGCUGUCACCCAAACACUUAAAUAAGAACAUCAAAUACGCCAUCGCUUGACAUAACCCAACAAGGUAGUGAAUGUGAAGCCAUAGCAUGAUGUCAUCAAGAUGAUGGCAAAAGGUUGAAGUACUGAAUUCAUCAUGAAAAUACUGAGAAUUUCUCAAAUCAUCAGCAAAAUACAUUUAACCCACUGAAGAUUCUGACCUCUGCGUCUUCUCUUGUCAUGGCUUCUGUUUUUGCCAUCUUCCAUAAACCUCACACAAAUACAGUCCUUAAACACACCUCUUGUGGCAGAUCUAACAUGUAAGCUGUGAUCUUCACAAUGGAGAUCUACAUGGUGUCUUCUUGAGGAAAAUGGGCCUCCAUUAAUAUUUCUAAGUAGAUUACUUGAGUUGAGUGGUGGACAUUCUGGACAUUCUAUACGUGCUGCGACUGGAAGUCACAGAAUCAGUUAAGUUGGACUCUGUGCACCUGAAGAAGAUGAUGGUGAGCACAGAUGGAGCCUUCAUCUGUAUACCCUAAAUGGGUUGUGUCCACUUUAGGCCAUCAGUAGUCAUCAGUAGAAGAGUAGACUUUUGUUUUAACUACACGUUAUCUUGUAACGGCUGUCAGGUGUAUUUGCUGUCAGUGUCUGUUUCUACCCUCCAUUAUUAUUAUUUUUUAAUUAUAAUACACAAUUCACUCUCAAGGGUUAGUCAAACCGGUGGACUGCUUUACAAGGAGCACCUGACUCAGAGGCCCAAUGUGAGCCAUAAACAAGAGAGGACAGGAGCCAGAGGGACAGAGGAGAACGUGCCGGCAAUCGAGGAAAUACCCGCCUGCAGGAAGCCAUUAGACGAACCCGGGUUCAUCGAUACAGAAGGGAGAAAGGGUUACGAAUGGGUGGAGGAUCAAUGGUGAAGUCAGGAGAGGACCUGGUGGACCUGUGAAAAGGGACUGUGGGUGUUAUUUGGGUGUCUUAAGGUAUGGCUUGGCGAAACCCUCGUAAGCACGAAUUUUAAGAUAAUGGCAAUCACACUUAUGGACAUUUCAAGGACUUUUUGAACAUGGUAUGUUAACAUUUUGAUAUAAUUGUUAAUUGUGUAUUAGGGGUUUAUUUCUUGAGGGUUUUUGUAAAGGGCGAAGGGGGUGUGCUGCAGCGACGGGUUGUGUAAAUAUCAGAUAAAGUUUUCUUAUGUGUAUAAUUGUCUUUUUUUUUUUACAAGAACUCCUUCAUUUCCUUGCUUACAUUCAUCUCUGUUGACGUGUUCUCUACUUGCGUUGU
Messenger RNA from Erpetoichthys calabaricus (reedfish), 4004 nucleotides. Its product is annotated as carcinoembryonic antigen-related cell adhesion molecule 20-like. NCBI's taxonomy places the organism in Eukaryota, Metazoa, Chordata, Cladistia, Polypteriformes, Polypteridae. The transcript is spliced from 9 exons. Bases 214 to 1467 code for a protein of 417 amino acids. The record is from RefSeq and is a predicted model, not a curated record.